AUGAGUGGUGCCCUGCAGAGCACAUUUACAGUCAUUCUGAAUGUGGAAUUUAUAACUGGCAACUUUGGGAAUGGAUUCAUAGCAAUUGUGAACAUCAUGGACCUGGUUAAGAGAAGGAAGAUCUCUUCGGUGGAUCAGAUCCUCACUGCUCUGGCCAUCUCCAGAAUUGUGCUGCUGUGGCUAAUAUUACUGAACUGGUGGCUGGCUAUGUAUUAUCCAGGGAGAUGGAUAAAUGAAAGAACAUUUGUUGUAAUAUACAAUAUCUGGACAGCAUUCAACCAGUUUAGUCUUUGGUUAACUACAAGUCUCAGCAUCUUUUUCUUAUUCAAGAUAGCAAAUUUUUCCAACACUAUUUUCCUUUAUUUUAAGGUCAGAGUUAAAAAAGUGGUGACAGUGAUAUUGUUUGUGUCUUUGUUUCUCUUGUGUUCAAAUAUUAUAGUUAUUAAUGUAUCUGAGAAUGCAUUGUUCACUGAGUAUAAGGUAAAUAUGUCAUACAGCUUGAGAUUGAAUAAGACACAGCUUUCUGGGCUAUGGUUUUUAUUUGCCAACACCAUGUUUGCCUUCAUACCAUUUGCCAUGUCCCUGGUUGCUUUACUCCUGCUCAUCUUCUCCUUGUGGAAACAUCUGAGGAAGAUGCAGCACAGUGUCCAAGGAUGCAGAGAUGCCAGCACCACGGCCCACAUCAGGGCCUUGCAGACAGUGAUCGCCUCCCUCCUCCUGUAUGCCCUUUUCUUUUUGUUUCUGGUUGUUAAGGUUUGGGGUUCUCUGCUUCUCGAGACAAAGAUGCUACUUUUGUUCACAGAGGCUGCAAGAACUGCUUUUCCCUCGGUGCACCCCUGUGUCCUGAUUCUGGGAAAUACUAAGUUGAGAAAAGCUUCUCUCUCUGUGCUGCUGUGGCUGAGGUGCAGGCACAAAGACAGGGACCUUGGGGUGCAUGGAUCCAAGGCUUAUUUGUGUGAAUCAUCCUGCAGACCUUAG
This is a messenger RNA of Onychomys torridus (southern grasshopper mouse), 978 nucleotides long. Its product is annotated as taste receptor type 2 member 116-like. NCBI's taxonomy places the organism in Eukaryota, Metazoa, Chordata, Mammalia, Rodentia, Cricetidae. The record is from RefSeq and is a predicted model, not a curated record. Gene Ontology annotation, cellular component: membrane. The coding region runs from base 1 to 978 and encodes 325 amino acids. The transcript has a single exon. Gene Ontology annotation, molecular function: G protein-coupled receptor activity; bitter taste receptor activity. Gene Ontology annotation, biological process: detection of chemical stimulus involved in sensory perception of bitter taste; G protein-coupled receptor signaling pathway; sensory perception of taste.